AUGGAUCAGUUGGAGCAGAAUCAGGCUGCUAUGAGGGAGGAUAUGACCAUUGUGAAGGCUCAGAUGGGUCAGCUCGUUGAAGCCCUACAAGCUCUGGCUAGGGGACAAGAGGAAAUGCGUCAGGCUAAUUUGAGAGCCUCUAAUGCCAACCCUGUUGUUGUGACUAUACCGAUGAAUCCACAAGGAGGAGCUGGUACGCCUGUUGUAGCUCAGCCACCUCCCGAAAGAGGUUCUGUGUAUCAAGAUGCCGCUCAGACGUUCAAUAUCCCCGCCAAUGGGAGAUUCCAACCGGAGAUUGACGAACAACAGGAUGCUUUCUUCACUACAAAGGCUGACUCAGUUUAUGAAGCUUUUGGCCCUUCUCUUGCUGACAUUGAAAGGAGAUUUCAAAUGGUGGAGGAGAGAUUCAAGGCGAUGCAAGGUCAUGAUACCUUCGGGUUGGAUGCUGCUGACAUGUGCUUAGUGCCAGACGUGAAAAUUCCUCCCAAGUUCCAAGUCCCGAGCUUUGAAAAAUAUCAAGGGGACACUUGUCCAAAGACCCACAUCCGAGCUUUCUGCAGAAAGAUGGCCGCUCAUUCAAGUGACGAGAAACUCUUAAUGCACUUUUUCCAAGACAGUAUUAGUGGAGCUUCUCUGGAAUGGUAUAUGCAGCUCGAGCGCACGCAUAUACGAACCUGGAGGGAACUUGUUGAAGCCUUCUUGAAGCAUUAUCAGUAUAACUCAGACCUGGCUCCCAAUCGGACUCAGCUCCAAAGCCUUUCUCAGAAGCCGGAUGAAUCAUUCAAAGAGUACGCUCAGCGAUGGAGAGACCUGGCUGCCAGGGUUCAACCCCCUCUUCUUGAAAGAGAGCUGAUAAACAUGUUUGUGGACACCCUUCAAGGGCCGUAUUUUGAAAAAAUGAUUGGGAGUACCACCUCGGGAUUCUCAGACUUGGUCAUUGCUGGGGAGAAAAUUGAGAAUGGCUUGAAGAUCGGCAAGAUACAAGAUACAACCGCUAUGGUUAGUGGAACAAAGAAGCCUUAUUCCGGAUUCUUAAAGAAGAAGGAAGGAGAGACCAAUGCUAUCGCUCAAGGGGGAGAUGGAGGUUAUCAAAUGCCAUACUAUCCGGUGGCAGCAGUAACACCUCACUCGUAUCCGCAACUAGCGUAUGUCAUUCCAACUGGUCCUCCAGCGAUUCAAUAUCAGCAACCCUAUGCUCCUCAGCAACCUGUUGCUCAACAAAACUACUAUCAGCAAGGUAGACAAGGACCAAGAAGGCCUCCUAGAAGGUUUGAUCCAAUUCCCAUGCCGUAUGGUCUUUUGCUAGCUCAUUUACUCAAGGAUUCACAGGUCCAACUGAGAGAAGCUAAGGCUCCUCCUAUACCUCUUCCUCCCAGGUAUGACAUGAACGUCAGUUACGAGUAUCACUCUGGGACGUGGGGGCACUCGAUCGAGAAUUGCAAUAUCUUCAAGCAUAAGGUACAAGACUUGAUUGACUCAAAAGCAAUAUCGUUCAAGCCGAAUGUUCCAAACAACCCCGUGCAGGCCAGUACAUCUGCAGCGCCUUAG
Lathyrus oleraceus (garden pea) is the source of this 1548-nucleotide messenger RNA. RefSeq lists its product as uncharacterized. Bases 1 to 1548 code for a protein of 515 amino acids. Lineage: Eukaryota; Viridiplantae; Streptophyta; Magnoliopsida; Fabales; Fabaceae. The transcript has a single exon. The record is from RefSeq and is a predicted model, not a curated record.